AUGGCGCACGCGCGGGACGGCGGGGGCCACGAGGAUGUAGCGGAGGCGACCGUCUGCCUGGACGGCGACUCCGAGGCCGGCGAAGCGCGCGGCGCGGGGCGCGUGCCGCCGUGGCGGGGCCAGCUGACGGCGCGCGGGAUGGUGGCGAGCCUCGCCGUCGGCGCCAUGUACAGUGCGAUCGUCAUGAAGCUGGGCCUCACCACGGGGCUCGUCCCCACGCUCAACGUCUCCGCCGCGCUCAUCGCCUUCGUCAUCCUCCGCGGGUGGACGCAGGCGCUCGCCCCCGUUCACCCGCCAGGAGAACACCGUCGUCCAGACCUGCGCCGUCGCAUGCUACAGCAUCGCCACUGGAGGUGGGUUUGGCUCCUUCUUGCUUGGGCUGAACAAGAGGACCUACGAGAUGGCCGGGGAGGAGACGGAAGUUCCUCUGAGCGUUUACACAUGCUAUUUCAAGAACUUAUGGAAUUUAUUAGGUUGUUUGGUGUCAUGAUAAUUGACUACAAAUUAACUUACCCAAGUGGUACUGCAACAGCUGUGCUUAUAAAUGGAUUCCACACAACUCAUGGAGAUGCAACAGCAAAUGAUUUGAAAGGGGAUUGGUAUCCUGCAGAUAUGCCAGAGAGCAGUAUGAGAAGCCUGCAAGGUUACAAGGCCUUCAUCUGCAUAGCGCUCAUCUUGGGAGACGGUCUAUCCAAUUUUGUUAAGAUUGUUGCAUUCACUGUGAAGAGUCUGCUUGACAGAUCAAGACUGAAGAAUGCAAAGAAAGUUGUUGCUGUGUUUGCCAUUCCCUUGAUGUUCCAUGAGAUGAAAUGGUACUAUGUUAUCAUAGCAUACUUAUUGGCUCCAGCAUUGGGUUUCUGCAAUGCCUAUGGUGCUGGCCUUACUGAUAUCAACAUGGCCUACAAUUAUGGAAAGGUUGCGCUCUUCAUUCUUGUGGCCUGGGCUGGGAAGGACUCUGGUGUUGUUGCUGGCCUAGUGGACUGUGGUUUGGUGAAAUCACUGGUGUCAAUAUCCGCUGAUCUGAUGCAUGACUUCAAGACUGGACAUCUUACAUUAACAUCACCUAAAUCAAUGAUUACUGCUCAGGCUAUUGGCACUGCCAUGGGCUGUGUCAUUGGACCGCUGACAUUUUUUCUGUUCUACAAGGCUUUUGACAUUGGCAACCCUGAUGGGUACUGGAAGGCACCAUAUGCUCUAAUCUACCGCAAUAUGGCAACUCUUGGUGUCCAGGGCUUCUCUGCUCUGCCCCGAUAUUGUUUGCAGCUGUGCUAUGGAUUCUUCGGAUUUGCAGUGGCAGCCUAUCUGAUGAGGGACCUCUUGCCACCAAAGUAUGGCAAAUGGGUUCCUCUACCAAUGGCAAUGGGGGUUCCCUUCCUAGUUGGUGCGAGCUUUGCUAUCGACAUGUGUGUGGGGAGCUUGAUAGUCUUCAUCUGGCACAUGAUUGACAAAAGUAAAGCAUCUUUAAUGGUGCCAGCAGUUGCAUCUGGGUUGAUAUGUGGCGAUGGGCUUUGGAUCUUCCCUGAAUCCUUGCUUGCCUUGGCCAAGAUCAGUCCACCAUUGUGCAUGGCAUUCAGGUCUUCACACUAG
Miscanthus lutarioriparius is the source of this 1587-nucleotide messenger RNA. NCBI's taxonomy places the organism in Eukaryota, Viridiplantae, Streptophyta, Magnoliopsida, Poales, Poaceae. The record is from the annotation of a GenBank genome assembly.